Pelobates cultripes (western spadefoot toad) is the source of this 1560-nucleotide messenger RNA. Lineage: Eukaryota; Metazoa; Chordata; Amphibia; Anura; Pelobatidae. The record is from the annotation of a GenBank genome assembly.
AUGGAGCUCACUAUCCUACAUACUGUGAUGGAGCUCACUAUCCUACAUACUGUGAUAGAGCUCACUAUCCUCCAUACUGUGAUGGAGCUCACUAUCCUGCAUACUGUGAUGGAGCUCACUAUCCUACAUACUGUGAUGGAGCUCACUAUCCUACAUACUGUGAUGGAGCUCACUAUCCUACAUACUGUGAUAGAGCUCACUAUCCUCCAUACUGUGAUGGAGCUCACUAUCCUACAUACUGUGAUAGAGCUCACUAUCCUACAUACUGUGAUGGAGCUCACUAUCCUACAUACUGUGAUGGAGCUCACUAUCCUCCAUACUGUGAUGGAGCUCACUAUCCUACAUACUGUGACAGAGCUCACUAUCCUACAUACUGUGAUAGAGCUCACUAUCCGACAUACCGUGACGGAGCUCACUAUCCUCCAUACUGUGAUAGAGCUCACUAUCCUACAUACUGUGACGGAGCUCACUAUCCUCCAUACUGUGAUAGAGCUCACUAUCCAACAUACCGUGAUGGAGCUCACUAUCCUCCAUACUGUGAUAGAGCUCACUAUCCUCCAUACUGUGAUAGAGCUCACUAUCCUCCAUACUGUGAUGGAGCUCACUAUCCUCCAUACUGUGAUGGAGCUCACUAUCCUCCAUACUGUGAUGGAGCUCACUAUCCUCCAUACUGUGAUGGAGCUCACUAUCCCACUUACUGUGAUGGAGCUCACUAUCCUCCAUACUGUGAUGGAGCUCAUUAUCCCACUUACUGUGAUGGAGCUCAUUAUCCCACUUACUGUGAUGGAGCUCACUAUCCUCCAUACUGUGAUGGAGCUCACUAUCUUCCAUACUGUGAUGGAGCUCACUAUCUUCCAUACUGUGAUGGAGCUCACUAUCCUCCAUACUGUGAUGCUCACUAUCCUCCAUACUGUGAUGGAGCUCACUAUCCUCCAUACUGUGAUAGAGCUCACUAUCCUCCAUACUGUGAUGGAGCUCACUAUCCUCCAUACUGUGAUAGAGCUCACUAUCCUCCAUACUGUGAUGGAGCUCACUAUCCUCCAUACUGUGAUGGAGCUCACUAUCCUCCAUACUGUGAUAGAGCUCACUAUCCUGCAUACUGUGAUAGAGCUCACUAUCCUACAUACUGUGACAGAGCUCACUAUCCUCCAUACUGUGAUAGAGCUCACUAUCCUACAUACUGUGAUGGAGUUCGCUAUUCGACAUACCGUGAUAGAGCUUACUAUCCUACAUACCGUGAUGGAGCUCACUAUCCUACAUACUGUGAUGGAGCGCACUAUCCUCCAUACUGUGAUGGAGCGCACUAUCCUACAUACUGUGAUGGAGUGCACUAUCCUCCAUACUGUGAUAGAGCUCACUAUCCUCCAUACUGUGAUGGAGCUCACUAUCCUGCUUACUGUGAUGGAGCUCACUAUCCUGCUUACUGUGAUGGAUCUCACUAUCCUACAUACUGUGAUGGAGCUCACUAUCCUACAUACUGUGAUAGAGCUCACUAUCCUACAUACCAUGAUAGAGCUAACUAUCCUACUUACUGUGAUGGCAUUGGACCUAUUCUCAUGA